UCAUUCUCUUCUCACUUUUGUUGUAACCUAACAAAGCUUUCAACUUUUUCUCUCACGUUUCAUACCAACAAACAAUUUUCUCCAAUUAGAGAAAGGGGUAGAACUUAGAACAAGUAGAAGCUUGAAUCAACGGUGAGGAUUCAUUUGGAGAGGUUUUUGCAGGAUUGAAAUAACAACCUCUUGUUUUCUGGGAUUCCACUCCAUUUUCUAUCUUGAAAAAAGCUGUUAUUAUGCACUUGAUUAAGCAUGAUCAAUGGAUCUUAUAGAUUGAGAGGGUUCUGUGAUUCUGAGCUGAAGAUUAGUGUUUGGUGAAGUGGAGAGUCAAGGUAGCUUUUGUGUCAUAAAUUAAUUACCUUUUGGAUCAAGAAGGUGGGUCCAAUUUUGUGAAAAAAGUUGUUGAUUCUGUUUCUAGCUUUCUAGUGGAGAGGUUGAAGGCUAGGACCUGAAAUUUGUAGAUCUGUGUGUGAGGGAGGAGAGUGAUAUUCAGUGGUGAAGUUGAAGAAAGUUUGGCACUUGUGAAGAGGGAGAAGAAGAUUUUCACCAGUGCUUUCUGCAGCUAUGGCGAUUCAAGAUCAAAAUGGAUUUACUAGAUCACUAGUUAGCCCUCCAGUAGGAAGUGGAGUUGUAUCUUUGAGUUCUGGAUCGCAUUCUGCAACUCAUAUUCAACUCGAUGAUCCGUUAUCUUGCGGGAAUGACUAUGCUCUGAAGGCAAGGAAACCAUAUACCAUUACUAAACAGAGAGAGAGGUGGACAGAUGAAGAACAUAACAAGUUCCUUGAAGCUUUAAAGCUGUAUGGCCGGGCCUGGCGACGCAUUGAAGAACAUAUUGGCACAAAGACUGCUGUGCAGAUUCGAAGUCAUGCUCAGAAGUUUUUUUCUAAGGUUCUUCGUGACUCUAGUGGGAAAAUUACGAGCACUGAGGAUUCAAUUGAGAUUCCUCCUCCAAGACCAAAACGAAAGCCGAUGCAUCCUUACCCUCGUAAGCUUGCUACCCCUAGAAAAGAAAUUUCGAUCCCUAGAAAAGAGAUUUCGAUCCCAGAAAAGAGAAUGAAGUCGAAUUCUCUGAAGUCAUUGGAUUUUGAUCAAGAAAACCAAUCCCCCAAAUCAGUGCUAUCUGCAGUUGGUUCCGAAAGCCUUGGGUCCUCUGAUUCAGACACACCAAAUGGAAGUUUAUCCCCGGUAUCAUCCAUUAGUCGUGUCCACACAAGUGGUUUUACACUUGCUGAAUCCAGAACACCAUGUGAGGAAGCUUCAUUGAAUGCUGAUUCCGUUCAUGAUGAGAAAACUCUUAUGAAAUUCGAAAGUUUUUCUGCGAAAGAAGAUGCAGCAGAAGAAUCAUCCAGUCGAACACUCAAACUUUUUGGGACAACUCUAUUUGUAACUGAUGAGGCAUGCAAACCAUCUUCUCCAAUAAUUGAGGCAUGCAAACCAAUACCUCUCGACGUACGUGCCCAUUGCCUUAGCGAGGGGCAUACAAAAUUGGAACUUGUUGGCAACAGUGCACUAAAUGAAACAUCAACCAUAUCCCAACUAAGGGUGAGAGUGAGAACUGCAUCAUGUGGGAAAGGUUUUGUGCCAUAUAAAAGGUGCAUGCCACAGACCGAAAACCAAUCUUCAUCUGUAACAGCUGAUGACAGAGAAGAGCAAUGCAUCCAACUUUCAUUAUAGCUGACCAGAAUGCGUUUUUCUUCAAAGCAGUUUUCCCUUUGAGAUAGACUACUAGAAUGUUUGGAUCAUCGGUCCUUUUAUCAUACUUAAUUUUGAAAUCCAGAAGCUACUGAUUCUGACUUCAGAACGUAGAAGGUUUCCAAACAUUGAGCUACAGCUGUUUCAACUUGAGAGGGAGGGAGGAGGAAAAAAGGGGGAGCUGAAAAUUUUGACAUUUCUGAAGCGUUGUAAAGCUGUUCAAACUUCAAAUCCAGCAACCUGCCUUUUGUAUAUUUUUACAUUUUCAACUGUGAAUUGUCUAGUGGUUUUUGUUUUUCAACUUUCUCCUCAGUUGCAGAAAUGCUAGUGACACUUUUCACAGAUUCUUUUCAACACACCAAAUAUGGAAUGAGACUUGCAUGAUGACUGAUGAGUGUGUUGAAGAAAGUUUGUUGAAUAUGAUGGAAUUACUCCCAACAUUGCUUCUUUUUGUGGAUUUAGAGAGGGAGAAUCAUUGGCAGCGGACAUAUUUGGGGGCAGAAUAAAACCUUGGGAGUGAAUGUUGUAUUGGAAGAAUAAUGUUAUUAAUAUACAAUGUUAUUAAUUGCGGAUGAA
Lotus japonicus is the source of this 2262-nucleotide messenger RNA. RefSeq names its product protein REVEILLE 2-like. Gene Ontology annotation, molecular function: DNA binding. The record is from RefSeq and is a predicted model, not a curated record. The coding region runs from base 559 to 1668 and encodes 369 amino acids. The transcript is spliced from 6 exons. NCBI's taxonomy places the organism in Eukaryota, Viridiplantae, Streptophyta, Magnoliopsida, Fabales, Fabaceae.